Symbiodinium natans is the source of this 1194-nucleotide messenger RNA. Lineage: Eukaryota; Dinophyceae; Suessiales; Symbiodiniaceae. The record is from the annotation of a GenBank genome assembly.
AUGGCUGUCGGAAUCAAGGAUCAGGAGGUUGCUCAACUAGAGAAGCUGGAGAGGGAGUUGAGCACCCUUUGCUGCAGCUCACGUUUGGCUACGUCCGUGCUCCACCGGUUGACAAAGGAGAAGAAGGUCCGUGCUGCCUGCUGGCUCCUGGGCCGCUUGCGCUCGGGGCGCCUGGAAGUGAAUGGCUUCCACUUUGGAGCAAUCCUGGGUGGGCUCCGAGACGAGUGGCAGCUGGCUCUGCAGGUGAUCGGUCCCAUGGCUGCCAUGGACUCGCCCACCUCUGCCUCGGUCAUGGAUGUGGUCGGCUACAAUGCAGCCAUGGCCUCCUGCAACCGGGCCGGCCGGUGGCAGGCAUCGCUUCUGGUCCUCGAGAGCCUUGACACCAUUCGUCCAAGCGAAGGCACCUACAACGCUGGGUUGACUGCAUGCAGAAACGCAGGAAGCUGGCACCUUGCUGUAUGCCUACUGGCAGACGUGUCGGCGGCAGGAUUGACUCCAGAUCUCUACAGCUUCAAUACGGCCAUAAGUGCUGUUGAAGCGGGCCAGUGGGCACUGGCCCUCAAUCUUUUCCGCAAAAUGGGCUGCCGGGAUCUUGUCAGCUUCAACACCGCCAUCAGUGUGUGUGGCAAAGCUGGGUGCUGGAGGGAGCCCCUUCAGCUGCUCUCUCAGCUUCCAAGAGCCAUGCUUCAGCCGGAUGAGGUUAGCUACGGUGCAGCUGUAGAUGCCUGCGCACGACAAAGUCUGUGGCAGCAGGCGCUGCAGACUGUGGUUGGCCUUCUGGCCGUUCGAGCUUCCGUCAACACAGUUUGCUGGAAUUCGUUCGUCAGCGCUUGCGGGUCGAGCAAGUGGCAGCUCGCAUUGUCCGUACUCGAUGCCAUGUGCCUUCAUGCGAUGCCACCAGAUCGCUUUACCUUCAGCGCCCUGAUCUCUACUUUCGAAGGGGCCUCGCUUUGGGAAUUGGGAUUGGACGCGCUGGCUCAGAUGCAACGUCGGGAGGCGCGGAUUCUAAGUGCGCUGACAGAUGGUUCCUGCUGGGUCGCAGCAAGGCUGUAUGACAGUACAGUGUCAGGUGCAGCAGGUACUCAUUGUGCAGCUAAAACGGGUAUGCGUAUGCAACAUGCCAUAAACCCUCUUCAAAAAACUCGGUCAGGGGUCGGUUCCGGUCGACUUGUGUGGAGAAGGGGAGGCGGCUAG